Strongylocentrotus purpuratus (purple sea urchin) is the source of this 753-nucleotide messenger RNA. RefSeq names its product centrocin 1-like. The record is from RefSeq and is a predicted model, not a curated record. NCBI's taxonomy places the organism in Eukaryota, Metazoa, Echinodermata, Echinoidea, Camarodonta, Strongylocentrotidae. The transcript is spliced from 5 exons. The coding region runs from base 68 to 427 and encodes 119 amino acids.
GUUCGAGUCAUCAAUUCAAGAGCUCAUCUCACCCGCAACAAGCCAGAUUGAAGCUAAACUAGUCAAGAUGAUGAUCAAAGUAGCUCUUGUGCUCUGUGCUAUUGUGGCAACCAGUAUGGUGUGCGCAAAGAAUUUUGAAGAGCAAGAUGCAUUGGACACUUUGCUGAAUAUGAUGCUCUCGGAGGAAGUUGCAUCUCCUGAUGACGCCGUAGCCUUGCAGAGCUGGUUCAGUCGCGCGGUUCAUAAAGUCAGUCAUGCAGUUAGGAGUGGCAUCCACACUGGACAGGGCGUGUGCUCGGGGCUUGGUCUUUCUCCAGAAGAAGCUCGCGUUAAAAUUCUGUCUGCGGUCCCAGAGAUGAGAGAAGAGGAUCUCAGCGAAGAGGAUCUUCGAGCGAUCUGCGCUGGUGCACAUGCCCUUGGCCGUUAGACUCGGAAGGGAUCGUGAUACAACAUUUGGAACGCUUGAUGUCGAUUCUUCCUCAAGAAACAAUGAAAUAAAAGCAAGGAAUUGUCAACUUCCAUCAUGUUUUUGCAACUUCCUUAUAAUUAGAAUCUUCUUUAUCACUCCUGUAUUCUUCAAAUCCUUAAACCUUGUUAAUCCUCUAAAAUGAAACGAUCGUGAGUGGUUUUCAUUAUCAAUAAAUACUUUGCCUUUACCUCCAUGUAUCCAUUCAUUAUACAUCUUUCCACGGUGUUUAUAAAUAUGUAGGGUUAAAAGUACACCAACCUUUAAAAUCUAGCAUAAUACUACAU